UUCAAAAUUACGCUGAGAAUUUGUCAGAAUGGGUCGAUGAACUCAACUUGUAGCUGCCUACUCUAGUUAGCUAUUUAAAUAUCCUCUAGCUGUCUAUUAUGGAAUCGGGGUAGUCAGUUGAGCGAGUCAGUGGAUGUUAGCUCUAGCUACACAGUCAGUUUGAAUACAAAGGUCGCUACAGCUAAUUUCAGUAAAUGGCCAUGGUGCUUGCUAAUGCUGCUAUCUAGCCAUGCUCCAACAACAGGGGUGACACGUUACUAACGUUAGCCACCCUACAAUUAACUCUUUUUUUGCUAUAGAGGUCAACAGAGCUGAGGUCAACGUUGUUAUAUAGCAAUAAGGAACAAACACUCUGCAGGCAGAACUACUCCAGGAACAAGAUGAUGAAAAACUGGGCAGUCAUUGGCGGUAUAGCGGCUACUGUAGCGGCGGGAGUUUAUGUGCUGUGGGGUCCCAUUACAGAGAGGAAGAAGCGAAAGAAAGGCAUGGUGCCAGGUCUGCUGAAUCUGGGCAACACCUGCUUUAUGAACUCCCUGAUCCAGGGCUUGGCAGCGUGCCCCUCCUUCAUCACAUGGCUGGAGGAGUUUUCGGGCCAGAGGGACGUGAAUCGCAGCCAUACUGAGCAGGAGAGGGACCCAAAACUGUCCAGUACCCUCUUGCAGCUGCUCAGGGCUCUGUCCAGCCAGGACCCUGGAGAGGAUGAUGUCCUUGACGCGGGGUGUCUCCUUGAGGUUCUGCGGCUCCACAGAUGGCAGAUAAGCUCCUUUGAGGAGCAGGACGCCCACGAGCUCUUCCACGUCCUCACGUCAGCCCUAGAAGAGGAGCGGGAUCGCAUGCCCAGGGUGACCCAUCUGUUCGACAUGCAGUCCCUCGAGAGUCCCCCAGGGUUCAGUGAGAGGAACUUGAGCUGUCGAAGUCGAGGCCCUCUUUACCCUAUAACCGGUCCGUGGAAGUCCCAGCAUCCUUUCCACGGGCGACUGACGAGCAACAUGAUAUGCAAACGCUGUGAACAGCAGAGUCCUGUGCGCUACGAUUCUUUUGAGAGUCUUUCACUAUCCAUCCCCGCGGCGCCUUGGGGUCGGCCUGUUACUCUGGACCACUGUCUCCAGCAUUUCAUCUCGUCUGAGACCAUCAAGGAGGUGGAGUGUGAGAACUGUACAAAGAUCCAGGCCGGGGGCGUGUUGAAUGGGCAGGUCAUGGAAAACCAGAGGACCACCUUCAUUAAACAGCUUAAACUGGGAAAGCUUCCCCAGUGUCUGUGUAUACACCUACAGAGACUGACAUGGUCCAGCGAAGGCACCCCCAUUAAGAGACAGGAGCACGUGCAGUUCACGGAGUACCUGUCGCUGGACUUCUACAAGCACCGUGUCCCCAGUCGGGGUUCCCAGGAGCUCAGCUGGGUCCCCAAACCUGUUCGACCGGAUGCAAAGGCUGAGCCUCAGGAGAAGACCCCUCCCAAUGGCACAGACACAGAACACUGCAACAACAACAAGCCACUGUCAAACGGUGCCUGCCCCUCGGUCCUUUUCCACUCUCCGGCGCUGAGCCCUCAGGUGUCCUCAGCCUACGAUUACAGUUCCACCGCCUAUCUGUUCCGGCUGACCGCCGUCCUGGUGCACCACGGCGACAUGCACUCCGGACACUUCGUCACAUACCGCCGCAGCCCGCCCCUGCCCCGGGGCCCCUCGCCCUUCAGCGCCCAGUGGCUGUGGGUGUCGGACGACUCGGUGCGCAGGGCCAGCCUGCAGGAGGCGCUGUCCUCCAACGCCUACCUGCUGUUCUACGAGAGGGUGCGGCGGCCCGGCUUCAGGCCGGAGGAGUGAGGGCGCGGCUGACGAGGGUACUCCCGAGCGUACACACCGCGCGAACUGUCCUGGAGACUCCUCCCUCACCGAUAAUCCUCCUGUCAUAUCUUGCCCCUCUAGCGGGUUUCCAUUGACCUCGAAAGAGGGGGCGGGGGCAAGAGGUAUAUUUCCUUUUAAGGCCCACUGACUUGACCUCCCUCAGUUCCUCCUGUCACUCACUCAUCCUUUCUUCCCCAUUGACCAUGAGAGAGUGAGAGAAUGAGAGAGAGAGACACUGUCAGUGACUGUGAUGAAAGGGGUCAUGGUUCAAAGGUCAGAUAAGGCUGUCUAAAGAGUAGCAUAAGGUAUCGGGGAGCAGAGUGGUGGAAUCCACAGAAGCCAGCAAGUAGCCAGAACGUGGUCCUGAUGGGUGCCCAUCAUCAAGAGACCCCACCACGGAAGAAGAGACUGUGUUGUACGUUGCUUGGAUGCACCUCUUCAUUCUUCGAGCUCGAGGACUCCAAAAAUAAUCGAAUGAUAACAUGGAUCACGUGAGCGGAACAAAUGUACCUCCUCCUUGUCUGAGAGAGAAAGUUCUUCAUUGAGUGUGUGUUUUUCUGUUGUGAUUCCUGUCUUAUGCAUAAAAUACUUUAUUUAUGCUCCAAUGGCAAGGGGUCAUUGUUGCUUCAUGUGCAGUACUAUAUUAAAAGGUCUCUGAAUUAUGGUUAAUUUUUUUUGGACAAUUAGCUAUCAAAUGUCAUCAGUUUCAUUUUGGAAGAUUAAUCAACAUAUUUAUAAAUGAUCUGAAUUGAUUUCUACAUUUGUUUUGGUGGUAUCAAUUUUUCUCAAAAGUGCAGGAUGUGCUUCCCUGCUAAAUCAGUCAAUUGGUUGCAAAUGAGAAGUGUUUUUUGCCCCCCACACAGAUGAGUCUCUGCUGAUAUUAGCAAUAAUGCUUGGUGUAGUUACACAGGGGCCUCCUGCUGUGAUUGUAUCCGAAAAUGAGGCUCUGCCCGGUGAACAAGUAUUGUAAUUCCUCCAUGAUUGUUGUUUAUUCUGCAUAGAAAUCCUUAUGUACUGCCUGUGUUACAGUAUGUGAGAUCAUCACUACAUUUUUAUUGUCCAAAAAUACUUUUAUUUCAUUAUUUAAAGAGAAUGUGAUUGGAUCCAAAAUACCUAGUCUGACCAGUAUGAAGGCAGUACUGGAUCAAACCCCGUUCUUUCAGUCCCUGCUGAUUGAAGUGUCGUCAAAUCUGCCAAAUAGUGUGAAGUUUCUGUAACACCGAAUGGAAAUCAGGUUCCUGUUGUUUUCCCCCUGGUAUUUAACAUACUAAUGAAUGUAGAAAUACUGCCCACUGUUUCCAUCCUUUCAGUGUUAUAAAUGAAGAAAAUUCCCCUGCAUAUAACUGUCUAGCAAGCUAAUUGCACUACUGUGUUUUUAAUACAUAUAUAUUUUGUGUGAUCUGUCAUGGUGGCAGAUGUAUUUUGACUGUUUUCAUAGAUUUCAAUGAUGAAAAAUAAAGUUAAUAAUAAAACUUGUAA
This is a messenger RNA of Conger conger (European conger), 3323 nucleotides long. RefSeq names its product ubiquitin carboxyl-terminal hydrolase 30-like. Gene Ontology annotation, cellular component: nucleus; cytosol. Bases 381 to 1823 code for a protein of 480 amino acids. NCBI's taxonomy places the organism in Eukaryota, Metazoa, Chordata, Actinopteri, Anguilliformes, Congridae. The transcript has 14 exons. The record is from RefSeq and is a predicted model, not a curated record. Gene Ontology annotation, molecular function: cysteine-type endopeptidase activity; cysteine-type deubiquitinase activity. Gene Ontology annotation, biological process: protein deubiquitination.